AUCACUCACCGGCGGCGGCCAGGCGGCACAGCAGCGCGAUCAGCAGCACGGCCCGCGCUCCGGCGGGGGCACGCGGCAUCCUGAGGGAGCGGCUCGGCGACGUCGCGACGGGGAUAAAGCGCGGUUAAACUGGAUACAUCUCACAGAAUGUCAGUUCUAAAACUCCCUACUCUCCGCUGAGGGCUCGAACUGCUGAGCUGCAUAACCAGGCUCCUUCCUAUGCUCUAAAACCAGACUUCUCUGUCCAUAAAAAGGUCAACACAAACAGGGCAUGCCAAAUUUUUUGCCUCAGGGAACAUACUGGACAGAAAAAGACCCUGGGCAGAACCCAUUGCCUUCCUGCUCCAGUGCCAGCCACGCAGCCGUUACAGACAUGAUGUGACCAUCACCAUCACUGCAGAUACCUGGAAGUGGUGGGAGAGAAACUCCAAGCCGUUGCUGGACCUGGGCCAUUUGGGCUCCUGCAGGACUGGAUAAAUAACAGUUUUCAGUAUUAGACUUUGGACGUGGACAUUUAAACCCCUCUUCGUCUCUGAGCCUCGCUUCCCGGGAUUCUCCUCGACCGUAACGCAAAAACCUCCCUUUGCCAGGAUUUGCUGCUGGCAGCGUCAGGGCGGGGGCAGCGCCGCGCUGACUGCGGAGCGGGGGCACAGCGCCACCCGGCGCCAGGCGCUGACAUUGCCCACCUGCCGCACAACGAGCAAUGGUUCGGGGCAACGCCGUCGAAGUUCAGACACGAGAACAAACAAACAAAACAAGUAAAAAUAUUUUUGGUGUAUUUAUUUUUAAUCCUGUUCUAAUCCAGAUGUAUUGUCUACCCAGUGUAAGAUAACUUUUCCCGGAGUGAUUGAAAGAAAACACAAAUCUCGGAUCUGCUCGGUGAAGGCAGGCCUCGCUCCUCAUUCUGCUGCUCUCCCGUGAACUUCAGCUGCUCGGAAUCUGCGUGUCGUUAUAAGAUUUGUUCUUCUUGCUGUUUUCCUUUAUGCACGCUAAGAAUGUAACCCAGAGCUCAAGGAGAACCCUUCAGAAAGGCUCAGGCCAGCAGUGGCAGCCGGUGGCAGCAGCUGGUGACAGCGGGCUGUUGGUUCCAGCAUCAGCCUUCAGCACAGCGUUCUUCCAGAGGGAUCUUUCUUAAUCCGAGGAGGAGGUGACCCGUUGUGUCUGAGCCACAGGAAUCUGUAGAGUGCGUUUCUGAACUAAGGGAAUGGAGACCAGUCGUUUCUAGAAAGUGCACGGACCCUCUCUGGCUGCUCCUCUUCUUCCUUUUCUGGGCUGGUUUGAUGUUUGUAACUGGCUAUGCUGUGACGGCUGGUGCUGCGGAAAGACUUGUGCUUGGAUAUGACAGCUUUGGGAACAUAUGUGGCAGGAAGAAUGUUCCUGUAAAAGGGGUGCCCCUUUCUGGAAGGGACAUGACUAAUAAAAAGUAUGUGUUCUUUCUGAAUUCGUGCAGCCCGGAAAUGCAGAGCCCCAAAAUCAGUUCAGUUUCCUUGUGCGUGUCUAGUUGUCCACAAGAGCAGCUCAACUCCUUGGAAGACCUCCAGAGUUUUGCAAGGAACAAUGGUUCUUGUCUUUGUGUUUACAACCUGAGCAUUUCCAGUUACACACUAAAUCCAAAGGCAGCUGAGCUGUGUCCCACACUGCCCGUUCCACCAAGUAAAUCUUUUCCAUUAUUUAAUCGGUGUGUUCCACAACAUCCUGAAUGCUAUUCCAAAUAUGCAUCUGUCUUAAUAAGUAUGGUUAAUGAAAUGGAUGUUUUUCACCGAAUUCUGAGUGGAAUAUUGGCAGGAAGAGAUACUGUGAUAGGACUGAGUGUUCUUGCACUAGCUUUCUCUUUUAUAGUGGUUUUGACCUUCAGAUUCAUUCGGACACUUCUGGUCCAUACUUUGAUUGCACUGGUUGUGUUUGGGUUGUUAUUUGUCUCGGGUGUCCUCUGGUGGCUCUACUACGACUACAGGAACGAUCCCAGCACUGAAUUGGAAACAGAAAAGGAGAAUGUAAAAUUUCUAUUUGGAUAUGCCAUCUUCUCUACAGCAGUUACAGUUGUUCUGCUUUCCCUUAUACUUGUGCUAAGAAAAAGGCUUCAGUUCACUGUACAGCUCUUUCAGAUUGUUGGUAAAAUAAUGGGCAGAAUCCCUUUCCUCCUGUUCCAACCACUUUGGACCUUUCUGAUUCUGAUCAUCUUCUGGGUAUUUUGGGUUGCUGUGCUGCUUAGCUUAGGAACUGCAGGUACUGCACAGACUACUUCAGAAGGACAAGUGGAAUAUAGAGCUUUUUCUGGAAUUUGCUACAUGGCAUGGUAUCAUUUCAUUGGCCUUAUUUGGACUAGUGAAUUCAUUCUUGCCUGCCAGCAAAUGACAGUUGCUGGAGCAGUGGUUACUUGUUACUUCAACAGAAACAAAAAUAGCCCACCACGUCAUCCAGUCCUCUCCUCCAUUUCAGUUCUUCUUUGUUAUCAUCUAGGAACUGUUGUAAAAGGCUCAUUUUUAAUCACCAUACUGAGAAUACCAAGGAUUGUUCUCUUGUACCUUUAUAAUAUCCUAAAGCAAAAGGAAAGUACAUGUGCAAAGUGCCUGUUGAAGUGCUGUUUCUGCUGGUUGUGGUGCCAGGAAAGUUGCUUAAGAUACGUUAACCAGCAUGUGUACACAACUACCGCCAUAAAUGGGACAAAUUUUUGUACCUCAGCAAAGGAUGCUGUCUUCAUUUUGACGAAGAGUUCUGCUGAAUUGGCAUCCAUUAGCUGUUUUGGAGGUUUUAUCAUAUUUCUAGGAAAGGUUUUUGUUGUAUGUUUUACUGUUUUUGGAGGAUUGAUGGCAUUUAACUACCACCGGGAGCUGCAAGCUUGGGUAGUUCCUCUGUUGCUGGUUGGAUUUUUUGCCUACCUGAUGUCCCACAGCUUUCUGUCUGUGUUUGAAGUGACGCUGGAUACCACGUUCCUCUGCUUUGCUAUUGAUAUGGAAACAAAUGAUGGAUCUGCAGAGAAGCCGUACUUUGUGGACCAGGAACUGCUGAUGUUUGUGAAUCAGAAUAACAAGUUAACAGACAGGCAAAAACACGGAAGCAUGAGACGGGGCAGUGAAGAUGGGACAGAGCUCCAACCUAUGACUUGAAUGGGAAAUGCAUUGGGAAGUACUAAAGCAGAUCAGCAAGAGCAGAAACAGUUGCAGAAAAAAAGUAAAGGUUACCAGCAACCCAGGACAAAGUGAGAGUUCUGUAAAUCUCUUCUGUACCCUCUGUGCUGGUAAAAUGACAAUCUGUUUGCGUGAAUGAUGUAUUUUGUGUCAGAGCACCUGAUUUUUAUUAACAGUGUUGUUACAACAUGUAUGAAAGUUGUUAAUAAACAAAUUCCUUGGAA
Messenger RNA from Gallus gallus (chicken), 3352 nucleotides. RefSeq names its product solute carrier family 44 member 3 (gene SLC44A3). Gene Ontology annotation, biological process: transmembrane transport. The record is from RefSeq and is a predicted model, not a curated record. The transcript has 17 exons. The coding region runs from base 1281 to 3107 and encodes 608 amino acids. Gene Ontology annotation, molecular function: transmembrane transporter activity. Gene Ontology annotation, cellular component: membrane. NCBI's taxonomy places the organism in Eukaryota, Metazoa, Chordata, Aves, Galliformes, Phasianidae.